UGAAUAUUUUAGGUCAAUGUUGUGACUGUACAAGACCGGUCAAGUAUGAAGUUCAGUGCAUCUAGAUUGAAAGAGCUAAAAUCAAAACUAGCUUCUGGCGAGAUCUCCAAAGUUGAAUCUGCUGAGCUUAAAAAAUUAAAGAAACUCAAAAAGAAGAAGCUGCAAGAGAAAGGUAACACAAGUAGUAUCUCUACCGCCUCAUUCAACACUACCCUCAACACAACUCUCAACACUACUAUUGGUGAUGAUGAGGUGUCCUUCAGUGGCGAGAAAGACGAGACUCAGAUUAAAGAUGUGAUUCUCGCAGUUGAGGAGGAUGUGAGUCCUGUAGUUGAGGAGGAUGUGAGUCCUGUAGCUGAGGAAGAUGUGAGUCCUGUAGCUGAGGAGGAUGUGAGUCCUGUAGCUGAGGAGUUUGAGCUAAACGUGGAAGAAGAUGAAGGGGACAAACCAGCAGAAGUGGUAGAUGAAGUUGAAAACGUAGAAGAUGAGAGUAAUGAAGACAAAGUUGAAGAUGAGGUUGCUGUCGAUGAAGAGGAGGAGGAAGCAGAGGAAGAGGUAGACGAAGAUGAUAUUGUUGCAGAGGUUGAAGAGAGUGAAAUUGCUGUAGCAGAAGAAGAGAAAACAGGUGAGGAAAAGGCAGAAGAAGACAGUGAAGAGGAAGAAGAAGAAGAGACGAUCAGACAAGAGAAACACGAGACCGUCACACUGGACACCACCCCAACACCUGACAUCCUCCCCGACAACACAUUCGCUUCACUCACUCCCUACGUCUCUGAGAAAAGCACCAAAGCUAUCACCGACAUGGGCUUCACCCACAUGACACCUAUCCAGCAUAAAACCAUCCUGCCUUUACUCAAAGGAAGAGAUGUGUUGGGUGCCGCCAAAACAGGAUCCGGUAAAACCCUAGCCUUCCUCCUUCCCGCCAUUGAGCUGCUGUUCAAGCUGAAGUUUAAGCCUAGGAAUGGUACUGGUGUUCUGAUUAUAUCUCCGACGAGGGAACUUGCACUUCAGAUAUACGGUGUGGCACGUGACUUGUUGAAAUACCACAGUCAUACAUUCGGUAUCAUAAUGGGCGGCGCUAACCGGAAAACAGAAGUUGAGAAACUGGGCAAGGGAGUGAACCUGCUGAUCGCUACUCCCGGUAGAUUGCUGGACCACUUGCAGAACACGAAGAACUUUGUCUUUAGAAAUCUCAAGUGUCUCGUUAUCGAUGAGGCUGACCGAAUUCUGGAGGUAGGGUUUGAAGAGGAGAUGAAGCAGAUAAUUAGGCUGGUCCCUGUCAAGAGACAAAGUAUGUUGUUCUCGGCUACACAAACCCGGAAUGUAGAGGACCUGGCCCGGAUAUCUCUCCAGCAGGCUCCUCUCUAUGUGGGAGUGGACGAUGAGGAGGAGAAGAGCACGGUAGAGGGACUUGAACAGGGAUAUGUGGUUUGUCCGAGUGAUAAGAGGUUUAUGUUGUUGUUUACAUUCGUCAAGAAGAAUAAAGACAAGAAAUGUAUGGUAUUCUUCUCUACAUGCAGUGCCGUGAAAUACCACGCCGAACUGUUUAACUACAUCGACAUCCCCGUCAAGGAUAUCCAUGGCAAGCAAAAGCAGCAGAAACGAACGACGACAUUCUUCGAAUUCUGUAACGCCAGUAGCGGUGUUCUGUUUUGUACGGACGUGGCUGCCAGAGGGCUGGACAUUCCUGCCGUGGACUGGAUCAUUCAGUACGAUCCACCAGAUGAUCCUAAGGAAUACAUCCACCGAGUAGGGCGUACAGCUAGGGCAGGUGGAGCAGGAAAUGCUCUUCUCUUUUUACUCCCUCAGGAGAUCGCAUUCCUCAGAUACCUCAAACAUGCAAAGGUUCCCCUAAACGAAUACAACUUUAGUAACAACAAAAUCGCUAACGUGCAGACUCAGCUGGAAAAGCUGAUCACAAAGAACUUCUACCUCUUCAAAUCGGCGAAGGAAGCUUACAGAGCCUACAUCCAAGCCUAUGCCUCUCACUCCUUAAAAACAGUUUUCGUGGUCGACAAGUUGGAUUUGUCUCUUGUUGCUAAAUCUUUUGGAUUCCAAGUACCUCCUGCAGUCAAUCUCACUGUAAACAGUACCAAACGGAACAGUAAAUCAAAAGCAGACAAAUUCAGACAUAAUAAGAAGCAGAAAUUUACAAGGACCUAGAAGUGGCGAGGGAUUUUUUAGAUUAAUUUAUUGUGCCCUGGGCUGAAUUUUAAGAUUCAUUUAUUCUGUUUUAAAGUGUCAGCUGAGUAUUGACAUGAAUUUCAAAGCCAAGAGCGUUGCCUUUAAAUACAUAACAACGUUUGGUUAAGUAAAAUAGCAGUUGCUGAGAAUGCGAGUCUCAGAAUUGUCCUGUGAAAUUUCUUUCAUCCUUAUUUUCAGGUUUUUAUUUGAUCAUAUUUUAACGGUAUAGCGCAUAUCUUCAGUUAUUCAGUAGUUGUUGUGGUUUUUACAUUAAUUUAUUGACCUCUUUUACCAUUUAUCCUGUCUGAAACCGGGGUAAUUUUUCUGA
Molecule: messenger RNA, 2512 nt
Organism: Bolinopsis microptera
Lineage: Eukaryota; Metazoa; Ctenophora; Tentaculata; Lobata; Bolinopsidae
Exons: 10
Coding region: 46-2163 (705 amino acids)
Biological process (GO): maturation of LSU-rRNA from tricistronic rRNA transcript (SSU-rRNA, 5.8S rRNA, LSU-rRNA)
Cellular component (GO): nucleolus
Molecular function (GO): RNA helicase activity; nucleic acid binding; ATP binding
Source: RefSeq, a predicted model, not a curated record